AUGUAUAAUAAUCAAGAAUUUGGAAAGCAAAGUAGAAGACAAUCAUUGAAUUCUGAUCUCAUGCAAAUGCAUAAGUUAUCACAAAAUAAUAAAACAUUUACUGAUUCAUUUUCGGUUUCACUUCAUUAAUCAAAGUCAACCUUUAACAAAAAGAAUAUUUCAAAAUUAGACUUGUAACAUAACAAUUAAAUCAAAAAUAGAGACAUUCCAUUUAGAGAUCUCAAACACAAAGCCAUUAACUCCAAACCAAAAACAGAAGUCACCAGAAAGAGGUUUUCGUUUAAUCAAAAAGGCAAAAUCAAGAAUUUUAUAGAUGCGAUUGAUGACUACAUAGAACAAUUAAAUGAGAGUUCAGAUAGCUAUACAAUAACAUCAGAUUCACAAAGUAAAUUAGAAAAUAUGUUAUUCCUUAAAUUUAAUAUUAUACAAAAAAAGUAGGAACAAUUAAAAAUUAAAUACAAAAAAUUGCAAUAAUCCAACAAGAUUGAAAGAUAUGAGAAUCAAACUCUAAAAAAUCAAUUAUUUGGUUUACAUCAUCAAUUGGAAGAAGAGAAAAGGAAGAAUUAUCUAUAACAAUUAGAUUUAGAGAAGUAAGAGUAAAAAAAUAAGGAAUUAAAAUUGAGAUAUCAAUAUUUAUCGAAUUCUUAUCUUAGAGAGAAAUUGAAAUAGGAAAAUUAAAAGUUAAAAAUACUAAAGCAACAUUGUACAAUUAUAUUGUUAUAAUUAGCUUUAAGAUACAAGUUAAUCUAGCUAAAUUUUGGAUGA
This is a messenger RNA of Paramecium tetraurelia, 765 nucleotides long. RefSeq lists its product as uncharacterized. The transcript has 3 exons. The record is from RefSeq and is a predicted model, not a curated record. Lineage: Eukaryota; Ciliophora; Oligohymenophorea; Peniculida; Parameciidae.